Molecule: messenger RNA, 666 nt
Organism: Miscanthus lutarioriparius
Lineage: Eukaryota; Viridiplantae; Streptophyta; Magnoliopsida; Poales; Poaceae
Source: the annotation of a GenBank genome assembly
AUGGCCGGAUUGAUGGCGAGCACCGCCACGGGCGUGUUGGGCUCCGUCAUCGACGAGCUGGCCGCCAUGCUCACCGACAAGUACAACCUCGCCACAGACGUCAAGCAAGGGAUCCGCUUCCUGCGAGACGAGCUGAGCACCAUGGAUGCCGUGCUGCGGGUGCUCGCGGACAAGGACGACGACCACAUCCAUCCACUCGCCAAAGACUGGAGGAGCAAGGUGCGUGAGCUGUCCUACGACAUUGAGGAUUGCGUCGACCGUUUUGUGCUCAAUCACAGCCAUGGAGAUGGAGGUUCCACGGCCAACUUUGUGCACAAGUUCUUUGACUUCUUUCAAAAGGAGACCAGGGAUCUUGUUGGAAUCGAUGCGCCUCGUGAGGAGAUCAUCAGCUUAUUGAGAUGUGAAGACAAGGAGCACAAGGUGGUGUCCAUCUAUGGGAUAGGUGGACAGGGGAAGACCACUCUCGCCAGGGAGGUACAAAAAAUCACUGAAGCUGCUUUUGAUAGCCGGGCUUUUGUGUCUGUAUCACAAAUUCCAGAUAUGAAGGAAAUUCUUAGAGAUAUAUUGUCUCAAAUAAGCAAGAGCCAUUUUGACCGGUCACAGGAGUUAGACACAGUUGAGCAGCUCAUCCGCACAGUGAAAGAAUGCUUAAAGGACAAGAGGUAA